Messenger RNA from Candoia aspera, 1439 nucleotides. It is a transcript of the gene GTF2A1L, whose product is annotated as general transcription factor IIA subunit 1 like. Lineage: Eukaryota; Metazoa; Chordata; Lepidosauria; Squamata; Candoiidae. The transcript is spliced from 6 exons. Gene Ontology annotation, cellular component: transcription factor TFIIA complex. The coding region runs from base 161 to 1357 and encodes 398 amino acids. The record is from RefSeq and is a predicted model, not a curated record. Gene Ontology annotation, biological process: transcription initiation at RNA polymerase II promoter; transcription by RNA polymerase II.
AUUAUCAGCAAUGGCCAUGUUGUUGGGGAGUGAUAAGGCUACAUGUUCACCUCAGAAGCAGCCGAAGUAGAGAAGACAAUUCAAGAAAACUACAGUUGUUUAAUGAUGUUUAAUUUUUUAUUUAAAUAAUACCUCUUUAGGUGUUGCUGCAGGCAGAGGAAUGCAUCAAUUCACUACCUCUACAACACCAGCAGUAGCAGCUGAACUAGGGUCUUCCAGGUCUAGUGGGGCAAUCCUUUCUCUGCCUUCUGGCCUUACCUAUCCUAUCCAAAUACCUCCUGGUGUGACUCUUCAGACAGCUUCUGGGCACUUGUAUAAAGUCAAUAUGCCUGUGGUUGUCACCCAGGCUCCGGGUGGAGGAACUGCCAUCCAGACUCCCGUUCAACAAAUAUUCCAGCAGGUGGGGCGGCAGUCCUUGAUGCUGCAGCAGGCCCCAGCCAGCGCCAUACAGGCUAGCACAUCUCCUCUUCAAGAACCCGGUGGUGGUAGCUUGCUGGCCUCAAAGCCUGCUGUAUCCCACCACCUAAGGAUGGCGGGGAAAGACUUGCCGGGGUCUGCUGCUGCCAAGCCAGAAGCCAUCAGGAGUCAGGAGGAAGCUGCCGUGGGGGCCCUGGUAAGCCUGCAGCCCUCAAGUUCUUUAGAGACUCCCCAGACAGUGGAUACAACUGUCCCUGUAGCAAAGUCAUCUGGAGUAGACAACGCGAGGUCCAGAGAAGCAAGAGAAGGCAUUUCUUCUGGUGGGGGAGAGUUGUCGGUGAAUCUGGAGCAGCCCUUGGAUCCUGAUGAUAUAAUUGAGCUGAUAAUUAUGGGCAAUGACUUGGAUGACAGUGCCCUUCUCUCUGAUGAAACCAGCCUCUCUUUUGUUGAAGAGCUAGAUACCAGUGUGCAGAUGGAAUCAGAUCUCAUGGCCCAGAAAGACAUUUCCAAUGAUCUUGAAGAAAUCAUUCAACUAGAUGGGACAAGUGACCUCUCUCCCAAAGCAGAAAUAGAAAGCCCAAGAGAUGGAGAAGAUGAGGAGCUUGUUGGUAUAAUUGAUGCUGAAGAUUUAAAAGUCCUGGAUGAGGAAGAAGAGGAGGAAGGUGAAAAUAGCACUUCAGACAAUCAGUCUCUCAACAGCACUAGUGAUGCUGAUGAACCCUCAGUUGAUGUUAUUGAGGAGGACCCUUUAAAUUCUGGUGACGAUGUUAGUGAACAGGAAACACCUGAUGUUUUUGACACCGAUAAUAUAAUUGUAUGCCAAUAUGACAAGGUUCAGCGAAGUAAGAACAGAUGGAAAUUCUACUUGAAAGAUGGUGUCAUGUGCUUUGGGGGAAAGGACUACAUUUUCUCCAAAGCGAUUGGAGAUGCAGAGUGGUGAAACUUACAGAAAUAUCUGCAGUAUUUUUUAAAACUAUUUUGUAAAAUUCAGUAAGAAAAUACUGAAAUUUUGUGUUCUGAAA